ACGGUAUCCGUCUAGCACCAUUCUGGACAACCGGGUCAUAUGGGAUAUCGUCUCGUCUUCGUCUAGGUAGUAAACGGUAAUCGAUAAGGCGAGCCGCAUGGUUUGCAUAGAAUGCGAGUAAAAUUGUCACGUUACAUGUGUUUUGCGGGGGAGCGUCUUUUAGUAUGAAUUCGCACGGUUCCGAAGAAUGAAAUCAUACGAUUUCGCUACAUCUCAACUUACUAGAGGCUGCUCAUUAGCAGUUAUGUAUGACUUCGAAUCAGAUCAUAAGGUUUUUUAGUUAAUCUGUCACGUAUUCCGAAAUGUCUGUCGAAGUUUGCACACUUCUUGAGUAGAAUCCUUGAACGAGAGCAGUCGGGAACUUGAAAUGGUUUCUGCUGGUCGAUGAUUGGUCGUGACAAACCGUGUUAAUUUUAUGAGCAUUAGUGAAAGCCGGAGAUCUGUCAGGAGUAUCCCUUGACUUUCACACAGCACCAACAUCCACCAUUGUCCCCCAACAUUUUCUUGCACGUGUAUCUGACCAGACUUUGUUAGGGAAAACGUCGUUGUCGUAACCCACAAUAGUGAACCAUUUCUUGUGCUUCUUGAUUCGUCUGGGCCCACGGAAGGAGAAAAUUGAUGUCUAAAGUAGCUUAGGGGAAAGUAGUCGAGCAUGGGCAUCGGGCUAAUUGGCUAAAAUAUGUUCGUUACAACAAUUUUCGCUUAUCACACGAGAAACAUCAUGUCUCUGUAUGAUAAGUUAUUUGAAAUUGUGCACCAGCAUAAUUUGAUGACAGUGCUUGUUCGCACGCAAACCCAUACACUGUUUGUGCCUUACUGAAGUCACCACAGAUACUGAAUAAUCAUAUGUAAUUUGAUUAGCACAAGACAGUCGUCAAAUUUGAGCAUCCUUCUCAUCUUUUCUGCAAUUCGGAUCACUCCAGUGAACCCCCUAUAUUGAAAUAUUAUCAAGAGGGCAAGUAUCUCCUCGAGGCAUCGUGAUCACAAAUCGUCGAAUCAGGCAUUCGGAGUUAUUCUUCCAUCAACCUUUUGGGUUCAAGAAAGAAAGUUCGGUAACCGAAGGCUAGUGAAGUUGCUAUGGCGGCGAACGGUCCGAUUACUGUGAAAGAGGCUCUGGCGUUGUCUCUCAGCUUACAAGCAUCGGAAUCCUCCCACAGUUUGUCACAUUCACACAUGUGACUAUGGAUUCUGACAAGUACAUCUGCGUGCGCGAGACAUCGCCACAAAACAAUGUAGUGAUUAUCGACAUGGCUUCGCCCAUGCAGCCGUUACGAAGACCCAUAACAGCAGACUCGGCUCUUAUGAAUCCAUCCAGCAAAGUUCUCGCCCUCAAAGCUCAAAUUCCUGGAACAACACAAGACCAUUUGCAGAUCUUCAAUAUCGAGUUGAAGUCGAAAGUUAAGGCUCACAUGAUGCUGGAGCAGGUUGUUUUCUGGAAAUGGGUUACAUCAAGUUUGCUAGGGCUUGUCACACAGACAGCGGUGUAUCACUGGUCAAUAGAAGGUGAGUCUGAGCCUCAGAAAAUGUUCGAGAGGACGGCGAGUCUCAUGUCCAACCAGAUAAUUAACUACCGAUGCGACGCAUCUGAGAAGUGGCUCGUGCUCAUUGGCAUUGCACCUGGAUCACAGGAGCGUCCGGCACUGGUUAAGGGCAACAUGCAGCUGUUCUCCGUGGACCAGCAGCGGAGUCAGGCCCUGGAAGCUCAUGCAGCAGUCUUCGCGUCGAUUGAGCUUCCAGGUGGUGAUCAUUCCUCCACUCUCAUCUCAUUCGCGACUAAAACGGUUGUGGCGGGGCAAAUCAUCUCCAAGCUGCAUGUUAUUGAACUAGGAGCCCAACCAGCUGAAUCAGGCAAACCUAGUUUUACCAAAAAGCAAGCAGAUCUUUUCUUCCCGCCGGACUUCGCAGAUGAUUUCCCAGUGGCUAUGCAAAUAACCUCCAAAUACAACCUGAUUUUUGUUAUUACCAAGCUCGGGUUACUUUUUGUUUACGACCUAGAGACUGCAACAGCCGUUUACAGAAACCGAAUUAGCCCCGAUCCAAUCUUUUUGACGGCAGAAGCUACUGAAGCAGGUGGGUUUUAUGCAAUUAAUCGCCGUGGACAAGUUUUGCUUGCCACUGUGAAUGAAGCAACGAUUGUUCCGUUCGUUAGCAUACAGUUGAAUAAUCUGGAGCUUGCCGUCAGUCUUGCGAAGCGAGGAAAUCUACCAGGGGCAGAUAAUUUGAUUGUACAGCGAUUUCAGGAGUUGUUCCUCGAGCAUAAACACACAGAAGCAGCAGAGCUCGCAGCAGAGUCGCCCCAAGGCAUUCUCCGCACUCCAGAAACCAUAGCCAGGUUUCGGACUGUACCCAUACAAGCAGGGCAGACCUCUCCAUUGUUGCGAUACUUUGGAACCUUGUUGAACAAAGGAAAAUUAAAUGCUUUCGAAUCCUUGGAGCUUACCCGUUUGGUUGUAAGCCAAAAGAAGAACCAUUUGUUGGAAACAUGGUUAACAGAGGAUAAACUAGAUUGCAGUGAGGAGCUGGGAGAUCUUGUAAAGAGCGUAGAUAAGGAUUUGGCACUAAAGAUCUACAUUAAAGCUAGGGCUUCUCCAAAAGUAGUGGUACUGUUUGCCCAACGUCAAGAAUUUGAAAAGAUCCUUAUUUAUUCCAAUCAGGUUGGCUACACUCCAGACUACUUAUCUUUGCUGCAAACUAUCACACAAACAGAUCCUCAGGGGGCGGUGAAUUUUGCAGUAAAGAUGUCAGAAAUGAAAGGUGGCAGUCCAGUGGACUAUAAUACCAUUACAGAUUUUUUCCUCCAGCGUAACAUGAUUAGGGAGGCCACUGCAUUCCUACUUGAUGUUCUCAAGCCCAACUUGCCGGAACAUGGUGCUCUUCAAACAAAGGCUCUCGAAAUCAAUCUUGUCACUUUUCCAAACGUCGCAGAUGCGAUUUUGACUAAUGGCAUCUUCAAACAUUAUGACCGUCCUCGAAUUGCUCAGCUUUGUGAGAAGGCUGGCGUGUAUAUGCGUGCUAUGCAGCUCUAUACGGAGCUGAGCGACAUCAAGCGUGUGAUCAUCAACACCCAUGCCAUCGAAUCUCAGGCAUUGAUGGAUUUCUUUGGGACGCUCUCCAAAGAUUGGGCAUUAGAAUGUAUGAAGGAACUUCUUUCGGCUAACUUGCGAGCCAACUUGCAAAUUGUGGUCCAGGUGGCCAAGGAGUAUGCUGAGCAACUAGGCAUUAAUGCUUGUAUUAACAUGUUUGAUGAAUUCAAGUCCUAUGAGGGUUUAUUUCUCUUCCUCAAUUUCUAUGUGAACUCCAGUGAGGAUCCAGAGGUUCAUUUCAAAUACAUUGAAUCUGCAGCAAAGACUGCUCAGUUUAAGGAAGUUGAACGCAUCACAAGGGAGUCCAAUUUCUAUCCAGCUGAGCGAACAAAAUCUUUUCUAAUGGAAGCUAAACUACAGGAUGCUCGCCCUCUUAUAAAUGUCUGUGAUCGCCAUGAUUUUGUGCCCGAUUUAAUACAUUAUCUGUAUGUGAACAAUAUGCUGCGGUUUAUAGAAGGAUAUGUUCAAAAGGUUAAUCCAAGCAAAGCACCACAAGUCUUAAGUCAAUUAUUGGAUGAUGACUGCCCGGAAGAAUUUAUCAAAGGAUUGCUGCUCUCCGUUCGGUCACUAUUGUCGGUGGAGGCACUUGUGGACGAAUGUGAGAAAAGGAAUCGACUCAAACUGCUGACGCCGUUACUGGAGCACCUUGUAAGCGAGGGAAGCAAAGACGUUCAAGUUCACAAUGCCUUGGGGAAGGUUACUAUCGACACAAAUAACAACCCAGAGCAGUUCCUAUAUACAAAUUCAUACUAUGAUUCUCGAGUUGUUGGCAAGUAUUGUGAGAAACGGGAUUCGUCACUAGCGGUAGUGGCAUAUCGGCGGGGUCAAUGUGAUGAUGAACUAGUUAACGUGACAACAAGAAACUCCCUUUUCAAGCUUCAGGCUAGAUAUGUGGUGGAGCGUAUGGAUGCGACUUUGUGGGCUAAGAUAUUAGACCCUGAGAACCCAUUCAGGCGUCAGUUGAUUGACCAGGUGGUAUCUACAGCACUACCAGAGAGCAAGAGCCCUGAGCAGGUCUCAGUUACUGUGAAAGCCUUCAUGUCUGCCAACUUGCCAAACGAACUUAUUGAACUGUUGGAGAAGAUUGUCCUUCAAAACACAGCCUUUAGUAGCAACCCCAAUUUACAAAACCUCUUGAUUUUAACUGCCGUGAAAACUGAAAAAUCACGAGUGAUGGAUUACAUCCACCGUUUGGAGAACUUUGAUGGUCCAGCUGUUGGAGAGAUUGCUGUUGGAGCCCAGCUGUACGAGGAAGCGUUUAUGAUCUUCAAGAAAUUUAACUUGAAUGUGCAAGCUGUCAAUGUCCUUCUAGACAAUCUUCACAGCAUAGGGCGAGCUGCCGAGUUUGCCGAACGUGUGGAAGUAGACGAGGUGUGGAGCCAAGUUGGCAAAGCACAACUCAGAGACGGUCCCAUAAGUGAUGCAAUUGAUUCCUUUGUUCGCGCCAAAGAUGCUUCCCAGUUCACUAAUGUCAUAAGAGAAGCUGGAAAGCUCAAAGCUUAUGAUAAUCUAGUGCGUUAUUUGAUUAUGGUGCGCCAGAAGGUUAAGGAGCCACAGGUAGAUUCGGCGCUAAUCUUUGCCUAUGCUAAAAUGAGUCGCCUUGACGAUCUUACAGAAAUUGUCGCACAACCCAAUGGCUGUGUAGCAAAUCUACUCGUGGUUGGGGACCGUCUCUUUAAUGAAGAGCUUUAUCAAGCUGCCAAGGUUGUCUUCUCUCACAUUGGGAAUUGGCCUCGUCUUACCAGCACUCUGGUGAAGUUAUAUCAGUUCCAAGCUGCAAUCGAAGUUGCUCAUAAAGCAAAUAGCUCUAAAACAUGGAGGGAAGUUUGUUUUGCUUGCGUGGAUACCGAGGAAUUUCGGUUGGCUCAAAUUUGUGGCCUUAAGAUCAUUAUUCAGGUGGAUCUUUUGGAAGAGGUUAGCGAAUACUACCAGAAUAAGGGCAACUUCGAUGAGCUCAUAAUGUUGAUGGAAAGUGGAAUUGGUCUGGAACGGGCUCACAUGGGGAUAUUUACGGAGCUUGGAAUUUUAUAUGCGAAAUACCGUCCAGAGAAGCUCAUGGAACAUCUAAAUCUCUUCUCUACCCGCAUUAAUAUUCCCAAGCUUCUUCGUAUCUGUGACGAGCAUCACCACUGGAAGGAGCUUUCCUACUUAUACAUCCAAUAUGAAGAGUAUGACAAUGCAGCAGCAACCAUCAUGGGUCAUUCUCCCGACGCCUGGGAUCAUAUUCAGUUUAAGGAUGUGGUUAGCAAGGUGGCUAACGUAGAAUUGUACUACAAAGCUAUCCAGUUCUAUCUGCAAGAGCAUCCAGAAAUUCUCAACGACCUUCUCGCUGUUUUGGUAACCCGUGUUGAUCACAGCCGUGCAGUGGAUAUCAUGAGGAAGGCAGGACAUUUGCCUCUGGUGAAGCCGUAUAUGCAAGCUGUUCAAAAUUGCAACUUGAGUGCUGUGAAUGAAGCUCUCAAUGAGCUCUACAUCGAAGAAGAGGACUAUGAAAUGAUUAGAGAGUCCAUCGACACUUAUGAUAAUUUUGAUCCAAUUGCCAUGGCACAGCGUAUCGAGAAUCAUGAACUUCUGGAAAUGCGAAGAAUUGCUGCUUACAUAUAUAAGAAGGCUGGGAGGUGGCAGCAAUCAGUAGCUCUUUCCAAAAAGGAUAACCUUUUUUCGGAUGCCAUGGAGACCACGUCACAGUCUGGCGACAGUGUAUUUGUAGAAGAGUUGCUAACUUUCUUUGUCAAAGAGGGCAAGAAAGAGUGUUUUGCCGCAUGCCUGUACACCUGUUAUGAUCUCAUUCAAGCUGAUGUGGUGAUAGAGUUGGCUUGGAUGAACAAUAUGAUGGAUUUCGCCUACCCUUUCCUGCUCCAGUACCUCCGAGAGUACUCUUUGAAGGUUGCUCAUCUCAUGAGCUACAAGAACCAGGAUGAUGUGCAUGGGAAACUCGACCACAAUUUGGUAGCAGAUUCGAAUAUGUAUGCGCAGCUUUUACCUUUGGCUUUGCCGGCCCCACCAAUUGUUGCGGCUAGUGGGACAUUUGACGCUUAUGCAGGGUUGCCGGCUUACGGUUUGUUGCAGUCUAGAGUAACUUUCUACUGGGUGCAGUGGAGAGUGAGUUGAAAUGAUUUGUGUGUAUCCAUGACAUGAAGGUUGUAGGUAUAAAAGAAUUAUGAAAGAUGAACCUUCCUGUUAAAGUUUUGAAUAAAUCUGAGAUUCCUGACAAGGUGAUGAUAACUAGGUGGUGGUAUAGAUUCGAAAGUAAACUGUAGAAUGUGGUGGUAUUGAAUGUUUAGAAAUUAUAGUAUGACUUUUUAUAAUUAUUAUUAUUAUUAUUUGUACCAAAUCUUCUAGGUAAAAGUAAUCUAUUUUAUA
Physcomitrium patens is the source of this 6446-nucleotide messenger RNA. RefSeq names its product clathrin heavy chain 1. Gene Ontology annotation, cellular component: clathrin coat of coated pit; chloroplast; plasma membrane. Gene Ontology annotation, molecular function: clathrin light chain binding; structural molecule activity. NCBI's taxonomy places the organism in Eukaryota, Viridiplantae, Streptophyta, Bryopsida, Funariales, Funariaceae. Gene Ontology annotation, biological process: receptor-mediated endocytosis; intracellular protein transport. The record is from RefSeq and is a predicted model, not a curated record.